Messenger RNA from Populus euphratica (Euphrates poplar), 2142 nucleotides. Its product is annotated as AP2-like ethylene-responsive transcription factor At1g79700. The coding region runs from base 52 to 1311 and encodes 419 amino acids. The transcript has 8 exons. Gene Ontology annotation, biological process: regulation of DNA-templated transcription. Gene Ontology annotation, molecular function: DNA-binding transcription factor activity; DNA binding. NCBI's taxonomy places the organism in Eukaryota, Viridiplantae, Streptophyta, Magnoliopsida, Malpighiales, Salicaceae. The record is from RefSeq and is a predicted model, not a curated record.
UCUGGUCUGGUCUUGUCACUUUCUAUAUUCCCCGGAGAGUCAUUUAGACAGAUGGAGAUGACAAGGAAUACUGGCGAUCAGAUAAGCCUAGGAAGGCGUCGCUUGUGCAUGAUAGAAGAAGAAAGGAGAGACGGGGAGACUGGUAAGUGUAUUAAAAGACGACGAAGAGACCCUUCUACAUAUUCAUUAAGUUGCAAUAUUAAUGAUCAACAAAGUGACCAGCAGCAGCAGCAACAGUCACUUGGUGAUCGGACUGCAGCUGUUGCCACUACUGUCAAGAGAAGUUCAAGAUUUCGGGGAGUUAGCAGGCACCGUUGGACCGGACGAUUUGAAGCUCAUUUAUGGGAUAAAGGAACUUGGAAUCCAACACAGAGAAAGAAGGGUAAACAAGUUUAUCUUGGAGCUUAUGAUGAAGAAGAAUCCGCUGCAAGAGCUUAUGAUUUAGCUGCUCUCAAGUACUGGGGAACGUCAACUUUCACAAAUUUCCCAGAGUCUGACUACGAGAAAGAGAUUGAAAUAAUGAAAACGGUAACCAAAGAAGAAUAUCUAGCCUCCUUGAGAAGGAGAAGCAGCGGGUUUUCAAGAGGUGUAUCCAAAUACAGAGGAGUUGCUAGGCACCAUCACAAUGGGAGAUGGGAAGCAAGGAUAGGGAGAGUGUUUGGAAACAAGUAUCUUUAUCUUGGCACUUACAGUACUCAAGAGGAAGCUGCUCAUGCCUAUGAUAUAGCAGCCAUUGAAUAUAGGGGGAUCAAUGCUGUAACCAAUUUCGAUUUAAGUACAUACAUCAGAUGGCUGAAGCCAGAAGCCAGUCUUCCUGCACCUCAAGAAUCGAAGCCAGCUUCAGGCCCCCCGCCAAUGGCAACCUUCUCCAAUCACCUUCCGAUCGAGAAACCAACCCAGCUAUCCGUUCUCCAGAUGGACCCUUCUUUAAUUGAUAAUUUAAGCACCCCUAAAAACGAGGAUGUUUUUCACAGGAAGACGCUUCCCGCUAGCCCCCUCACCAGGUCAUCCUCCUCGACUGCCCUUAGCCUCCUCUUUAAAUCUUCAAUAUUCAAAGAGCUUGUGGAGAAGAACUUGAAUACCACCUGCGAAGAAACUGAAGAAAACGAUUCCAAAAACCAGCAUAAUGGCAACAACAAUGCUGGGGAGGCAUUCUAUGAUGGAUUCAGCCCCAUUCCUCACCCAGGCACUUCAAACGAGGAUCGGUUCUUGUGUUCAGAGCAAGGAGAGAGAAAUACAUUGCCACCAUACAAUGAAAUGGAGCCAUCUCUUUGGAAUGGAGCCUUGAGCAUGCCUUCUCGUUUCCAUUAAAUAGAGAUUCCAACUUCCUUCUGCCUCUUCCUUGCAUGAGGCAAUGCAGCUAACUAGUCUGUGAACAAGUACCAUAAAUUGCUCUUACAAAUAAAUGUAGAUACCCUCUCCUCCCUCCAACACUCUUUAAGUAUCUCAUCUAUGAUGAAAAUAUCUCAUCUAUAAUGAAAAUAAUACACUUCCUAUUUUCAUGAUCAAUUAUUGUGAACAUGAAGCCAAAUCUUCUUAAGAACAAGACUACUCUUUUCAUUCUUCAUCCAUGGCACCAAAACACUCUAUUCACAGUUGAGCAAAACUGAAUUAUACAAUUACACAUCCAAGUUUGUAGCCAAGUAAACUAAAUCGAAUCAAUUGUUAGGAAUAAAAAAACUAAGAAGCUGGAGGGCUUAUUUUUAGUAACCAACUGGUGAAAACAGCAAAAAGACUAACCGAGAAAAUCACACAUCCCUGGAAUGCCAAAACACUUAAAUAGAAGAAACACAAAUACAUUCGCACUCUACCUUUCUAAAGAAACACAAUUCUUAUGUUCCAAAAAAUAAAAAAAUCAUCAUAACAAGCCAAUUUUGACUACAAGUGUCGGUUUAAAACCAAAAAAUUUUAUACUUUACAGUACUACGGGUAGUUGCCAUAACACUUGCUACCGUUAAAGAAUACUGAUAAAAUGAAACGUUGUAAUACAAACAGAUUGCAUGUCUUAUUGAAUUUCUAAAGCAGGGCAUCGUGGACAGUCAAAUAGGAACCUGCUGGGGUAAUCUACCAUUAGAAAUCAACCACCAUUUCCGAGAUUGUUCCUCAGUGUGGUUAAAAAUCUCCUUUAUUUGUACAUAAAAA